AUGUCUGAAUCAAUCAGCACUAAAGAAGACAGAGAUCGAGGAUCCUCGCUCGAUGUGUCGAGGAUUCAAACUGCCGGUGAAAAUGAUGAAUACAUAAUCAUCGGUAACCAGAAAUUUCACCGUUAUGAGUUGAUGGCUGCAUUUGGUGGUACAAUGAACCCAGGUUUGUCGCCUCCUCCUAAACACAAGUUCGCCAACCCUGCUCCCAUUGGUCUCUCCGCUUUCGGAAUGACGACGUUUUGCAUGUCGCUUUACAAUGCUCAAGCGAUGGGUGUCACCAUUCCCAAUGUCGUAGUCAUUAUGGGCGCUUUCUAUGGUGGCGCUGCUCAGUUUUUGGCUGGUGUUUGGGAUUUAUGCGUUGGUAACACCUUUGGUGGUACCGCAUUUUGCUCCUUUGGUGCCUACUGGAUGGCGUAUAUGGCUAUGCAUGUAAAGGCGUUCAACGUUAUUGAUGCCUACGUUUUCGAGGAUGGCACUCCCGACACUCGCCAGUUCCACAAUGCCCAUGGAUUCUUUUUGGUUGCUUGGGCUUUGUAUAGUUUCAUGUUGUGCUCUCUUACCUUAAAGUCAACUGUGGCGUUCUGUGUGAUGUUCAUUUGUCUCACAGUGACAUUCAUUUUACUUGCCAUUGGUGAAUUUACUGACAAGGUCGGUGUUACUAGGGCUGGAGGCGUCGUCGGUCUUGUGACAGCUUUCUUGGGUUGGUAUAACGCUUGGGCUGGUGUGGUUACUAAGACUAACGCCUACUUCACCUUUUACUCCAUCCCUCUCGACCGCUCUUGA
Molecule: messenger RNA, 783 nt
Organism: Diutina rugosa
Lineage: Eukaryota; Fungi; Ascomycota; Pichiomycetes; Serinales; Debaryomycetaceae
Product: acetate uptake transporter family protein
Exons: 1
Coding region: 1-783 (260 amino acids)
Cellular component (GO): plasma membrane
Molecular function (GO): acetate transmembrane transporter activity
Source: RefSeq, a predicted model, not a curated record